AUGCACGACACCAUACGAAAUCAGUUGGAACAAGAUGGUUAUGUGGUGUUGGAAGACUUCCUUCGACCAGCGGAAUGCGAUGAGCUGGUUGAAGUGGCUCUCGAAUUUACAAAACAAGUAGCAGAUGCUAAUCCCAAGCCCAUUUUCUCAAGCGUUGAUCCAGAUCAAUUACAACUGAAGGAUGCGUAUUUCAUGGAAAGCAAUGACAAAAUCAGUUACUUUUUCGAAGCCGACGCUGUCAGCCCUAACGGCGAGUUAAAAGUUGACCCCAGCAUUUCAUUAAACAAGGUUGGUCAUGCACUGCACCUUUUGCACCCCAUCUUUAGGUGCUACACGUACAGCGAUCGGGUGAAACGAGUCUGUCGGGAACUGGGCUUAAACGAACCCUCUGUGGUACAAAGCAUGUACAUUUAUAAGAAUCCAGGAGUAGGCGGUGAAGUCGUUCCACACCAGGACUCUACAUAUUUGUACACGGAGCCAAUACCUCCUGUCGGCUUUUGGAUAGCGCUUCAAGACGCAUCUAUAUCAAACGGAUGCCUCUGGAUUGUCCGGGGCUCACACAAGUCAGGCGUGCAUCGACGUCUUUUAAGAAACCCAGAUAAGGAAUCUAAACAAGCUCUGAUCUACGAUAAACCGGCGCCAGUUUACCCACAGUCAAGUUUUACGCCUGUACCCGUCCGAAGAGGUACUUGCAUCUUGCUUCAUGGGAACGUCGUCCACAAAAGCGCUCAUAACCAGUCGGACAGUAGCCGCCACGCUUACACCUUCCACGUAAUUGAAAAACAAGGAAACGUGUACUCAGAUGAUAAUUGGCUACAAGAAGGGCCCAAUGCUCCUUUCUUAAAUGUUUACACAACUCCUCAAAUUGUAUAA
Molecule: messenger RNA, 873 nt
Organism: Parnassius mnemosyne (clouded apollo)
Lineage: Eukaryota; Metazoa; Arthropoda; Insecta; Lepidoptera; Papilionidae
Source: the annotation of a GenBank genome assembly